Messenger RNA from Chenopodium quinoa (quinoa), 581 nucleotides. RefSeq names its product tRNA-specific adenosine deaminase 1-like. Gene Ontology annotation, cellular component: nucleolus; cytoplasm. The transcript is spliced from 4 exons. The record is from RefSeq and is a predicted model, not a curated record. Bases 207 to 581 code for a protein of 124 amino acids. Gene Ontology annotation, molecular function: double-stranded RNA adenosine deaminase activity; tRNA-specific adenosine deaminase activity; double-stranded RNA binding. Lineage: Eukaryota; Viridiplantae; Streptophyta; Magnoliopsida; Caryophyllales; Amaranthaceae. Gene Ontology annotation, biological process: adenosine to inosine editing; RNA processing.
UGGUAGUAAUUUGUUUGAUUAUUGAUUUUUGUUAGAUUUAGGGUUUCAGAUUUCAAAUCUAGUUGUUAUUUUUAUAGGUGGAGAUGCUUCACUUAGUUUGCCACAAUCGUUGAGAAAUAUUUCCUUUGGAGAAGAGGUCCCAACAUCAUCAACAAAUGUGUUUCAUCCUCCCGGAGAAAAAACUUCCGAAGCUUUAUUGAAGAAGAAUGGUUGAAUGUGACUGUCCAACAAUUACUGGCUUAGUUCAAAGAAAGCCUGGCUGUGGUGCCACGACUUCUUCUGUUAGCUGUUCUGACAAAAUAGCACGCUGGAAUGUUGUUGGAAUACAAGGUGCAAUGCUUUCCUACCUGCUCCAACCUGUUUAUAUUUCUUCAGUCACCAUUGGGCAAUCAUGCAGUAGUUCUCAAACCCUUUCUCUGAAGGAAAACUUGAGGAGGGCAUUGUAUGAUAGGCUAACACCUAUAUCAAAUAUGUUAGUUGAUCCUUUUCUAAUUAAUGAGCCUUUAUUUUUUGAAGCUCCUGCCCCACCUAAGGAAUUUCAGCAUCUUGGUUCUGCUCAGGCGACUUUAACGCGUGGGUGA